Eutrema salsugineum is the source of this 2500-nucleotide messenger RNA. RefSeq lists its product as uncharacterized. Bases 322 to 2244 code for a protein of 640 amino acids. The record is from RefSeq and is a predicted model, not a curated record. The transcript has 11 exons. Lineage: Eukaryota; Viridiplantae; Streptophyta; Magnoliopsida; Brassicales; Brassicaceae.
UUUCUCUACUCUCUCCUCUCACUUCCUAAAACGGCAACUGUGGAAAUUUCGGUACAAAGUCUAGGGUUUUCCUUUCCCGGUAAAGUUUUACUUUUUCGAAAUAAAAAUCUCAGUUUUAGUUUCUCUUUUCUUCUCCUUACCGCUCCUUGCUUUUAUCAUAUACAUUGAAAUCUGCCGGCGUCUUCUCCCUCUGCGAUUUCUUCUUCUUUCAUUCUUCCCUCUGGUGGGUUCGAAGACUGCGAGCGACGCUUACCUUUCUAUAAAUCUGUUUUUUUGGUCUUUGAUUCUGCUAUCUAUUUAUGGUUUGUGGGGAUUGAGCUUAUGGAGGAGAAGGUAGAUUGCUGUUUACCGGUGGAAAAGACCACCACGGAAUCCGCAGAUGCUUGUCCGACAGAGGACGCCAUUCGAGCUUUGUUAGAGAAUUUGGUCGACCCUUUGCUUCCAUUGAAACCUUCUCCAAGUGAUGCUCCUUCCAAGGCUGUCCAGGAAUCUGUGGCUAAACAGGUUCAUGCUGUUGUGUUGCUGUACAAUUAUUACCACAGAAAAGAGCAUCCUCACCUGGAAUUUUUGUCCUCUGAAUCGUUCCGUAGCUUGACUACGGAUAUGAGACCUGCUCUGCUGCAGCAUUUGAAGAAAUCUGGCGAAGCUGAACGAGAUGGCGAUUCAGAACAAACUGUAAUGCUGGAGAAGGUUAUUGAGGAUGCAUGUACUUUAUCCAUGAGCUUGGAUGCGUCUUCAGAUUUUUCAGUCUUGAAGAAGUGGCCCGUAAAGAAAGUUGCAGUUCUAUUAGUUGACUCAAAGAAGACUUGCUGCUAUCUUCAGCACAGUUCCAUCACACAAGGUGUGUGGUCGCUACUUGAAAAAACCAUUGAAAAGGAGAAAACUGCUUCUGCUGAAGAUCAGAACGAAGAGGUCAUCUUUCAAAAAGUUGCUUUUGCGUCUAUUAAGGAGGCCUCAGGUAUUAAUCACAAAGACAUUGUGAUCUUGGAGAGGCAUUUGGUACACUCCUUGAGUGAAGAGAAGACAACGGCCCGUUUUUACAUUAUGAAGUGCACUUCAGAAGACAAAUUUUCUGGAGAAUUACCUGUUGAAGAAGCACUUAACUGCAUGCAAGGUCCUUUAUUUGAGAAGAGCUUCUCGGAAUGGGCUACAAAUACUAUAGUGGAAUACUUUCAUGUUCUUCCAUAUGCCAGUCUUAUAGGAGACUGGUUUUCCAGACGAGAAGACGGUGAAUUUGUGAUAGAGAAAGAAGCAGAAGCUGUAUGUGAUGAUAUUGAAAGCAAUGGAAAGGCAGAUUCAACCAAGGAGUCGGAAUUUUUCGACAUCUUUGAAAGAGGAGAAAAUGCUACUUCGAAAAGGAGUAAUGAUAGUAAUGCUAAAAAAGAUGCCUUUUCCUUUAGCAUUUCUAAAGCUAGAAAAAAAGAUACUUUGAAGAUGCAAAAUCGUAACUGGAAAGGAAGGACAUUUGCUGCAAAGGAUCCCAAUGCCCAAUUGGAGACGGUAGUUGCGUUUCAGGCUAAGAAUGCAGUUAUUGGAAUGAGCCCUUGUAAGGAGAGCUAUUCGAAUAGAGAUAAAGGUGGUUCGGAGGUCGAGUCUGACUCAAAGGAUCACAGAGAAAGAGGUAACCAGAGGAAGAAAGUUCUUGCCGGCAAACUUAAUAGCAUUCUUAAGCUUAAUGCAGCUCCUGUUUCUGCUAAUAACUCUAACCUAAACCUUGAGGAGCUACAGACGACUCUUCUUUCUAGAGCAACAUCACUAUCUGAAACUGCAUUGAAAGUUCUUCUUUGCAAACGAGAUAAGCUGACUCUUCAGCAGCGGCACAUAGAAGACGAGAUUGCUAAAUGUGAUAAAUGCAUCAAGGACAUCAAAGGUGACUGGGAGCUGCAACUAGAAACAAUACUUGAGUGCUGUAACGAGACACACCCGGGGCGUAUCCUUCAAGAAUCUCUCGACAAGUCAGCAUGUCAAAGUAACAAGAGGGUGAAGCUCUGUGAAUCUUUUCCUUAUACCAAAAGUAUGUGUCAGAAACUUGAUGAUAUCUGUGUCGAGAAUAAUUGGGUACUACCAAACUAUCGCGUUUCUUUAUCAGAUGGUGGGUUUAAAGCUGAAGUAAGAAUAAAGGAGAGUCAUUUCGCGCACACAAUCCGUGGAGAGGAAAAAUCUGAUGCUGAGGAAGCGAGGGAAUCCGCGGCGGCUGGCUUGCUAACCAAGUUACACCACCACACAACAGCCAACUUCUCAUGAACCAAGAGCGACUCAGAAACCAAACUAAACCAAGAGCGACUCAGAAACCAAACUAACUUCCACAUGUGUAGAAAAGUCUGUAGAAAAAUAACAUUGUUUUUGAUUUGUAUGAGUUUUUUGGAGGAAAAUGUAUCAAAACAAUGGCACGAUUUGGACCAAUCCUAUCACUCGGUUAGGAUGCGGAGGACUAUGUAUUCUUGAGUUUGCCACUCACAGAUGACAAGAUAGCUCAGUUCUUAAGAAGAUUUAGUGAAAC